Spathaspora passalidarum NRRL Y-27907 is the source of this 1809-nucleotide messenger RNA. It is a transcript of the gene ORC4, whose product is annotated as origin recognition complex subunit 4. The transcript has a single exon. Gene Ontology annotation, biological process: DNA replication; DNA replication initiation. Gene Ontology annotation, cellular component: nucleus; nuclear origin of replication recognition complex. NCBI's taxonomy places the organism in Eukaryota, Fungi, Ascomycota, Pichiomycetes, Serinales, Debaryomycetaceae. Gene Ontology annotation, molecular function: DNA replication origin binding; ATP hydrolysis activity. The coding region runs from base 1 to 1809 and encodes 602 amino acids. The record is from RefSeq and is a predicted model, not a curated record.
AUGGCAACAUCCAGGCAUCUUGUCGAAGAGGACUUUGAAGGAGAAUUUGGACCAAUCAAAGAGCUUCCUGCAGCUGAAACAAGCGGUAUCAAUUUAAAAAGUGACCGAGUUGUUAGAGCCAAACGAGUUCGUUCACGAUCCAUUGAAAAGGAAGAGAAGAAGUUUUCUAAGAUUAAACAUAUAAAAAUCAGGAAUUCUAAUGAGGAUAUAGCAAUAGAAAUUGAUUCAAGUGAUAGUGAUACCAAUCUCGAGCCAGCUAAGCCAAUAAUAAAGGUUUCGCCAAACUUCAAGCCUAGAAAAUCUGAAGCCGAACCCGAAUCAUCUAAAGCUGAACCCGAAUCAUCUAAAGCUAAACCCAAACCCAAUGCAGCAGGAGCUGAAACUAUUAAUCACGCUGAAAGCCAAGCCUUUAAAUUACUGGAUAGUGAACUUCAGAGUGUCAAAGCAAAGUUGCUUUCGCAAUUGAAUGGCCAAUUUAAUAAUCUCAAAGAUUCAUCUGUAUACGACAAAUACAAAGAAGUAUAUCGGAUCCUUGAACUGUCAAUAAGGGAUAAAGAGGGCCAUUCUGCACUAGUGGUGGGUCCAAGAUCUUGUGGGAAAUCAUCAAUUAUCAACCAUGCUUUAUCAGAAUUGGGGACCAAGUACCAAGAUCAGUUUAUUGCCAUCAGAUUAAACGCAUUAGUACAUACCGAUGAUAAUGUUGCAUUGCGAGAAAUCGCACGGCAAUUAGAUGUCAAGCUUCGAGAUCGUGGUGAACAAAUAGACUUUGGUAGCUUUGAGCAAAGGUCAAUUAGUGAAACAUUUGGAAACAUUUUAUCCAUACUACAAAAUAGCGUUGAAGGUGGUCCCAAAGAACAAAGAUUAUCAGUAAUUUUCGUGAUAGACGAAUUUGAAAAGUUUACUCUGAACCAUAAACAAACAUUAUUGUAUAACCUUUUGGAUUUAUCACAGAGCAGUACCACUCCAAUCUGUGUUAUUGGGUUAUCCACUAAAGUGACAACAAGGGAGCUUUUGGAAAAAAGAGUGAGUAGUAGAUUCUCCCAAAGAAUAAUAUCUAUUAUGCAUGAAUCCAGUCUAGAAUCUUAUUGGAAAAAUGCAAAAUUGGCAUUAACAUUGAAAUCUAGACCCAAAGAUUCUGAUCAACUGAUAAAUUUCUCUAACGGUUGGAAUGAAUACAUUGAAAACUUGUAUCAGGCACCUGGUAGUUUGUUAGGUAAAUUAGUCACCCGAAUAUUUUACACGACUAAGGACUACAAGCAUUUCAACAAUGCUUGCAAAUUCGCAAUAUCUCGCUUAUCAUUGCAGUGCCCAUUUCCUCCAGAUACUGAUUUUGGAUUCUACAUUUCUCAUUCCGUGGGAAACAACAUUCAAUCUUUGAUAAAUUCCCUUUCCAAUGUUGAACUAUUACUAGUGAUUGCAGCAGCUAGAUGGGUUGAAAAAUAUGAAUUACAAGCUAUUAAUUUUAACUUAGCCUAUUCCGAAUACAAAGAGAUGAUGAAGAAUUUUAAUUUGAACACCACGGUUUCAACCUCAACCGAGAACAGACUCACAAAUAGUAUUCGAAUCAAUCAGAAAAUUUGGUCAGAAAAGGUAUUACGUAAUAGCUGGGAAACUUUAUACAAAAUGGGCCUCUUGUUAGAUGCAGGAGGUAUAACUACUAACAAUGAUGGACAUAUCAUUUCAAACAUAAACUUAAACAAAAGUCUCAUCAUUGAAGAUAACAGAAUGGUGCAAUUGGAUCUCACAUUGUCAGAAGUUGCACUGCAAGUAGAAGAUCUGGUCGUUUAUAAAAGGUUAGCAGUAUUAUAG